Messenger RNA from Sporothrix brasiliensis 5110, 366 nucleotides. RefSeq names its product transcription elongation factor SPT4. Gene Ontology annotation, biological process: regulation of transcription elongation by RNA polymerase II; chromatin organization; mRNA processing. Gene Ontology annotation, molecular function: RNA polymerase II complex binding; zinc ion binding. The transcript has 2 exons. Gene Ontology annotation, cellular component: nucleus; DSIF complex. NCBI's taxonomy places the organism in Eukaryota, Fungi, Ascomycota, Sordariomycetes, Ophiostomatales, Ophiostomataceae. The record is from RefSeq and is a predicted model, not a curated record. The coding region runs from base 1 to 366 and encodes 121 amino acids.
AUGUCAGAUAACUACGUCGCCCCAGGCCAGCAGCGCUACCUCCGCGCCUGCAUGGUCUGCUCCAUCGUCAUGACCUUCCAACGCUUCCGCGAGGAAGGGUGCCCCAACUGCGAAGAGUUCCUGCACCUUGCAGGCUCCCCCGAGCAGAUCGACACCUGCACGAGCCAGGUCUUCGAGGGCCUCAUCACGCUGGCGAACCCCAACAAGUCGUGGGUGGCACGGUGGCAGCGCCUCGACGGCUAUGUGCGCGGUGUGUAUGCGAUCAAGGUUUCUGGUCAGCUGCCGGAUGAUGUACGGGCACAGCUCGAGGACGAGCACCGCAUUCAAUACAUACCACGUGAUGGAAGUGCUGCCGAGGCCGACUAA